Molecule: messenger RNA, 886 nt
Organism: Andrographis paniculata
Lineage: Eukaryota; Viridiplantae; Streptophyta; Magnoliopsida; Lamiales; Acanthaceae
Exons: 2
Coding region: 1-855 (284 amino acids)
Source: RefSeq, a predicted model, not a curated record
AUGGCGGACGGUAAUGAUAGGAACGAUCUUACCAUGGAUAUUCCGUCAUUCUCAUCUCCAUCAACGCCGUCUCCGUCGAUUCCGCUCCAGGUAUGCGGCUCUCUCACCGGCGACACCGUUCAAGUCCAAGGCGACACCGGCGAGCUGCAAUUCUCCGUCCAAUUCAACAUCCAUAGAAAGGACCACCGUUCGUCCGCCACCGUCAACAACUUUUCGAAGACAAACAUUCCCGUAGUUGAAAGCGCACGCGAUUCCUCCGACACCUUCAACCAACUUCCAAACACGAACAUUCCAGAACCUGAAAACGCCGGUGGCGCCGUCGAAUCCGCGCCGUGUUCUUCGCACCGGACUCCACCUUGUACUCGCGAGACCUUGAUUUACAACGACGAAGCAAUUUCUGAGAACGAAGAAACUUCACAGGUAAACAAGGUGAUUACGAGGCUGCGGAGCGGCGCUUUGACUCCGGUGAGGUACUAUCCAGCCAGGCAGCAGCGCAGCGCUUCCGCUAGCACGUCGGAGAAGAGGAGAGCGAGAGCGGAGACGAAACGAAAGGCAGCUGAGAGCACAGGCAGAAGUCAUGACGUGUUCGCCAAAAUGCUCCGGCGCCGGAGCCUGCCUGUACGGCCGUGCAACGCCUACGCGUACUUCCUGAUCGGCAACUGGCGCGCAGUUGAGCGCGCCUCAUUUGAAGAAACAAGCCGGCGAUUGAGCAACAAGUGGAUCAGACUCACCAAAGAUAAGAAGAAGGAGUACGAAGACAUGGCGUCGAAGGACAAUGAACGGUACAGGAAACAAUGCAUGCUGCUGAAGAACGCUAUCGAACAAGAGCAAAACACAUCUUCCAGAGCUUGCUAAGAUAUGUGUUAUGAAAUACAUACAUUCAUGG